CUGCUUUUCAAUGAAGUCCAGCUUUCCUUCAUCAUUCUUCAUCUCUUCCGACAGCAAUCUUCAUCUUCAGAUAUCAGCAGCAGCGUCUCCAGUGUUUCCCAGAGUUCCUCACUGCGGAUGAGCAGAGCAACAUUCAGCACACGGCGGACCACUGCACUUCUCACGGGCUCGGCUACUGACGGGCACACUCCUGGAGCUCAUGAAGACUGGACGGGACGGGGACGCGCUGGACGUGAAUUGGAUGGCUAAAUUGUCUGAUGUGUGUGUGUGUGUGUGUGUGUGUGUGUGUUCUCUGCAGAGUCAGCAGUGUAAUGAAACAGGAAGUCCUCACACUGAUCUUUUCCCAGCAAACAACGAGACCCUGGAGGUGGACAUCUACAAAGGGGGUGUGGUUCUGGGCUGUUUCUUCGGGCCGGCUGCGCUCUACAUCUGGGCUGUGGGGAUCCUGGCUGCGGGGCAGAGCUCCACCAUGACUGGCACAUACUCUGGGCAGUUUGUGAUGGAGGGUUUCCUGAACCUGCGCUGGUCCCGCUUCGCCCGUGUGCUGCUGACGCGCUCCAUCGCCAUCUUCCCCACCCUGCUGGUGGCCGUGUUUCAGGACGUGCAGCAUCUCACCGGCAUGAACGACUUCCUCAACGUGCUGCAGAGCAUGCAGCUGCCGUUCGCUCUGAUCCCCAUCCUCACCUUCACCAGUCUGACGUCUCUCAUGCACGACUUCGCUAACGGACUCGUGUGGAAGAUCGGCGGGGGUCUGCUCAUCCUGCUGGUGUGUGCGAUCAACAUGUAUUUUGUGAUUGUGUACGUGACGGAUCUGAACAGCACCGUCCUCUACGUGCUGGCGGCGCUGCUGUCCAUCGCUUACCUCAGCUUCGUCAUAUACCUGGUGUGGCAGUGUCUGCUGGCUCUCGGUGUGUCCGCUCUGGCCUGUGGAUCUUCAGCUGAGUUUCCAGCAGCCGCUCUCAUACAGGAGCAGCCCGAGUUCGACUCCUGAACCAAAGACUGAAGCAGGAGCUGGGUUUCUGCACACACACACACACACACACACACACACACACACAGUGCAGCAGAUGAUCAUUAACAGUAGUGUGAUAUAUCUAAUAGACUAACAGCUGAUGAGCAGCGCUGAUGAUUCAACCGUUAUUUAAAGCUCCUUUAGUUUAUGUUAUAGUGUUUUAAUGAGCCGCAGGAGCAGUAUCCUGCGUUUAUACCCUGAACAUGUGUUUUACCUGCAGUAAAUACUGACUUGCAGAGCAGCGAAGGAUUUAUUUGAGCUGAAACGACGCCAUUAUUCAUACUUGAACACAGUGAAGCACCCAACCCCGGCUGAGGAGGAUCAUUGCGGCCUGAUUCACAGUCAGUUGUGCUCAGAUCUGCUCCAUUAUUUCAUGCACAGGUUCAUUUCAGAGACUGCUGCUGCUGCUGCUGCUGCUAUACGGUCAUGCUUCAGAACAAUGCUUCUCUUAUGGUCCAGCCAAUGGAGGAAGCAGAAGAAUCCUAAUCUAAUCUGAAGACCUGUUUAUUCUGCUUGUUUAAGGAGAAACUGGUUUAUUUGGGCUCAUUGUUUCUGUUGUGCUUGUCUGGUGAAUGCUGCUUGCUUUAAGAGUUUGUAGAUCUGUGGACUAGACUCAAGACAGCAGUAAGAGAGGUGUUGCUCUGCAGCGCAGUGUUUGCUGUAGUUUAAUCCGGCAGGUUAAUAAUCACCUUUAAUGAUUGAGAGAUAAUCAGCCAUCAAGUGCCUUUGUGGAGAUCUGCGUGUGUCGUGUCGCGCGUCUUCAGUGUUCUGUUUCUCCUGAACGCCACCUUGACCUGAGCUUCAGAGCAGAUUUAUGAGUUCUGUUUGCUGUUGCCGUUGUUUUAAACACAUUCCUGACUGUCAGACAUGCAGAAGUGUGUGUUUGAGUCUGUUCUGCAGUGGAUGAUGAUGAUGAUGAUGAUGCAAUAAUAAACGUCCACCGCCA
Messenger RNA from Danio rerio (zebrafish), 1958 nucleotides. It is a transcript of the gene slc11a2, whose product is annotated as solute carrier family 11 member 2. Gene Ontology annotation, cellular component: lysosomal membrane; late endosome membrane; membrane. The record is from RefSeq and is marked validated. Gene Ontology annotation, biological process: iron ion transmembrane transport; manganese ion transmembrane transport; metal ion transport. Lineage: Eukaryota; Metazoa; Chordata; Actinopteri; Cypriniformes; Danionidae. Gene Ontology annotation, molecular function: metal ion transmembrane transporter activity.